CACUCUAGCUGGAGUCCGUUGGAGCUUCACACUCGGUCCCGAGAUGACGGCGAGCAAGCGGGUGGCGAAGGAGCUGGAGGACCUUCAGAAGGAGCUCCCCAGGUACCUGCGGAACCUGUUCAGCGAUGAUGCCAACGUGCUGGUGUGGCACGCUCUCCUCCUGCCUGAGAAACCUCCUUACAACCUCAAGGCCUUCAACCUGCGCAUCAGCUUCCCUGAGGACUAUCCAUUCAAGCCUCCGACAGUGACAUUCACAACCAGGAUCUACCACCCUAAUGUGGACAGCAGCGGGCGGGUGUGCCUGCCCAUCAUCAGCAAGGAGAACUGGAAGCCUUUCACCAAGACCUGCCAAGUUUUGGAGGCCCUCAACGUGCUGGUGAAUAAACCAGAGCUGGGGCAGCCCCUUCGCUUGGAGCUUGCUGACCAGCUGACCCAGGACCCGGAGCUGUUCAACAGGAGGGCCAAAGAGUUCACCCUCCAGUUUGGAGUGGACCGACCCUUCUAACUCAGCCUCUGACCCACCUCUGCACUGGAUGCUUUCUGUGUGAUGGACGGACACAUGUCAUGGGCUAGGGGCCAGAGCCCCUUUGUGGUCCAUUUCUUGCUCAUUUCUUCCAAGUUUUCCUUCUUAGAUUAUUAGUCAUUUGUGUGUGCGUGCGCGCGUGUGCGUGUGUGUGUGUGUAUGUGUGUGUGGUGGUGGUGGGGCCUCAGUUAUGUGUGUGGUACGUGGACCCACUGGCCUCAGGUGUGCUUUCCCCACUUCCUUUCUCUGCCCCAGAGCCAGGGGCAUUUAGGUUUGCAGAGUCGCAGGCCAGCUCUCCAGCGCUCUGUGAUGUGGGAAGCCUGAUCCUUAGAGACUCAGGCUGCCUUGCAGGCCGGCUCGCGGGAAAUGAGCCCAGCAGCCAACCAGAAUCCCCCGAGGGCCCAGGCAUGGGGGGUGCGGGGAGGGCAGAGGGGCAGUGGGGAGUAUGGGAGGGAGGCAGGGCACAGGGAUGAGGGACUCCUACUUACGUUGAGUGUUUUGCUGAUGGAGUGAUUGAAAACAGCCAGACCACUGAUAGACAUGUAGAGAUGCAAAACCUUUUCUGUUUCACUGAUGAAUCAUAAAGUGAAGAAACUAAUCU
Molecule: messenger RNA, 1124 nt
Organism: Mesoplodon densirostris (Blainville's beaked whale)
Lineage: Eukaryota; Metazoa; Chordata; Mammalia; Artiodactyla; Ziphiidae
Gene: UBE2L6
Product: ubiquitin conjugating enzyme E2 L6
Exons: 4
Coding region: 44-505 (153 amino acids)
Source: RefSeq, a predicted model, not a curated record